This is a messenger RNA of Loa loa (African eye worm), 886 nucleotides long. RefSeq lists its product as hypothetical. The record is from RefSeq and is a predicted model, not a curated record. The coding region runs from base 57 to 455 and encodes 132 amino acids. The transcript is spliced from 3 exons. Lineage: Eukaryota; Metazoa; Nematoda; Chromadorea; Rhabditida; Onchocercidae.
UUUCAGAUUGUUAUUUUUGUGAAAAAAAAAAGAUGUUGUAGCAAGUGCUUUUAAGGAUGUCUGCAGAAGAUGAGCCUAUCAAAGAAGUUGAAAUUCCACGUAAAGUUGGCAUGAAGGAAAAACUUCAAGCUGAUCCAGGAUUUCCAGUUUCAGUUGUGUCAACAGUAGUUGGCUUUACCCUAUCAAAUGUGUUCUUUUACGGCAUUACAGGAAAUCCACGUGCUGGCAUGCUUGCUGGUUUGAUAUCAAUUCCAUUUUGUAUCAUAACAAAUAUCCUGGAUACGGAACAGGAUUAUAAAAUAUGGAAGGAAACGGAAGGAAUGAGAGCACGUGGUUUACCAGAAAUAUUAAUUCCAAAGAAGGCGAAAUACGACUGGGAUUAUUAUGAACCAAUGCGAAAGGAAAUCGAACGAUUUUAUAAUUAUAAUGUGGAAAAUAAACAAGAAGCCAGUUAACUUUCGUUCCAACAUUUCCGUAAACAGUCCCAAAAAUAGAUCUUCCUUCUUUGUACCUGAUUUUUAAUCCUUAUGCCUGACAAUUUGUCUUUGAUUCUCUUGAAAAUGACAAUUAAAAUAAGUUGCCAUUUGAAGUAAAAUUUCACUCAUGUCGAAAUAUAAUGUUAUCUAAACGAGAUUGCCAUAUGGAGUGGUUCUAUAUCUCAUACUGUUUCAAUAUUUUAUUGUUCUCUUGUUAAUUAGGUUCUUGCGAAGAAAUGUUUCAAGUUAGGCAUAUAGGGUUGAUAUUUAACAGUAUAUGAUGUAUGAAUUGUUUAAAUUUUCAACAAUAAAUGUUUGUCAACAAAUCGUCGGAUUGAAAUUAGCUGGAUGGUAUUUCGAAAAAAAAAGAACAAUGCGUUAGUUGGUGAUAAAUUUUGUCUUGUUGAAAA